CCUCUGGCAUGGUGAUCCCAUCUGCUCAGGAACCUCCCUCUACCUCGACGAUGUCUAAUGGGUUCCCUGCUUUACCAGUCGCCGAUGAUCACCACGCGGAUGGCGAUUCGGUAACACAACGUGAUCGCAGUCCAUCAGAGCCCAUUGAAUUCCACCCCGUCUCCGAGUCCUCCCCCGAACCCGAUGCCGCGGACGACUCAUAUGACGGCGCGUCUGCGGAUUCAGAUGCGGAAGAUGAGGACGUGGUGGAGGACAACAGUGAUGAUGAAGGCAACUCAUACAGCCGUGAAAACUCUUCAUCCCCUCACCCCGACCGCGGUGCGAAGCGCAAAUCAUCACCGGUUAGUGAAACUGACCUCAUGAGGCAAAAUCCCGAUCUGUACGGGCUUCGUCGCAGUGGUCGUGCUCGCACAACGCGCCAUCUCGCCGACUCAUCUGACUCGGACUCUGAUGUUGUUGCACCGCGUUCCAAGCGCCGGCGCAAGGAACCAUCCCAACAGCCCUCCAAGGCCUCCCGGUCGGCUACUGUGUCGUCACUCUCCGAGACUGACAGUGACGAGUAUGGUGGAAAGAACUCCCGUGCCAGUAAAGCGAGAAGGCGGCGUCUCCAACAAAGCGCCAGCUAUGAACCCUCCUUGAACGAGGUCCGCUUCUCGACGCGAACAGCCAAGAAGGUGUCAAAUUACAAUGAGGAUGAUGAGGAUGAUGAGGAUAUGUUCGAAGAUGAUCCAGACGAUCUUGCACCAAAUUAUUGGGCUGAGAGUUACGCGGAGGACACUCGCCCUGCUGUCGACGUCGUUCUCAAUCACCGCCUUAAGGAGGGCAUCGAUCCAAAAACCCGCGAUCUUGACCGAAAUGAUUUUGAAUUUUGUAUCAAAUGGCAGGACAAAUCACACUAUCAUGCAACAUGGGAAAGCAAUGAGUCUAUCGCCAACUUCCGCAGCACGCGACGUGUUGAUAAUUAUGUUCGGAAGGUAUUGAAUGAGGACAUUCGGCUGCAGUAUAGUGCGGAUGCUCCCCCUGAGGAUCGUGAAAAAUGGAACCUUGAUCGCGAACGAGAUGUUGAAGCCAUCGAGGACUACAAAAUGGUUGAACGAGUCAUUGGUGUACGUGAUGGCGAGGAUGGCACUACGGAGUACCUUGUCAAAUGGAAGCGUCUCUUUUACGAUUCCUGCACUUGGGAGCCCGAGGACCUGGUUAGUGAGAUCGCACAACGUGAGGUUGACCGAUUUUUGGACCGCACCGCUCGCCAGCCCAUCUCCGACAAGAAUGAGACAAAUAUUGCUACCCGUAAAUCAUUUGAGCCCAUUCAUGGAACCCCUAGUUUCUUGCAGAAUGGAGAACUCAAGGAUUUCCAGGUCAAAGGUCUAAACUUCCUGGCUUUUAAUUGGGUCAGGGGUCGAAAUGUGGUUCUGGCAGAUGAGAUGGGUCUCGGAAAGACAGUCCAAACUGUCUCCUUCAUCAACUGGAUGCGUCAUGUCAGACGGCAGCAAGGACCGUUCAUUGUCAUCGUUCCACUGUCCACCAUGCCAGCAUGGGCCGAUACAUUUGAUUACUGGACGCCUGACCUGAACUACGUUGUUUACAAUGGUAGUGAGAAGGCGCGCUCCGUGUUGCGGGACUAUGAACUGAUGGUUGACGGAAACCCCAAACGUCCAAAAUUCCAUGUGCUGUUGACAACCUACGAGUAUGCAAUGAAUGAUUCGCCGUUCCUCGGCCAGUUCAAGUGGCAGUUCAUGGCUGUGGAUGAGGCACACCGUCUCAAAAAUCGCGACUCGCAGCUUUACAUCAAGUUAUUCGAAUGGAAAUGUCAGGCCCGGCUCUUGAUCACCGGUACUCCAAUUCAAAACAACCUUGCUGAACUUUCGGCUUUGAUGGAUUUCCUCAAUCCGGGUCUCAUUGAUGUCGAUGUCGACAUGGAUUUGAACUCUGAGGCUGCAUCACAAAAACUUGCGGAAUUGACUGAAGCCAUCCAACCUUACAUGUUGCGGCGUACAAAAUCCAAGGUCGAAUCUGAUCUUCCACCCAAGACCGAGAAAAUCAUUCGGGUGGAGCUCUCAGAUGUCCAAUUGGAGUACUACAAGAAUAUCCUGACCAAAAAUUAUGCUGCAUUGAAUGACGGGAACAAGGGAAUGAAGCAAUCUCUUUUGAACAUCAUGAUGGAAUUGAAAAAGGCUAGCAAUCAUCCUUUCAUGUUUCCCAACGCGGAAGCAAAGAUUCUGGAAGGUAGUAGUCGCCGAGAAGAUAUUCUUCGAGCCAUGAUCACCAGUAGUGGAAAGAUGAUGCUUCUCGACCAGCUCCUUCGCAAGCUAAGCGUCGAUGGUCAUCGAGUUUUGAUAUUCUGCCAAAUGGUUGGUAUGCUCAACAUUCUCAGUGAGUACAUGGAGUACCGCGGUUACAAAUACCAACGCCUUGAUGGAACUAUCCCAUCUGCCGCCCGUCGCUUAGCGAUUGAGCAUUACAAUGCUCCUGGCAGCACUGAUUUUGCAUUCCUUCUUUCAACCCGUGCAGGUGGUUUGGGUAUCAACCUGAUGACCGCAGACACUGUCGUACUGUUUGAUUCGGACUGGAAUCCACAGGCCGAUCUGCAAGCUAUGGCGCGUGCCCAUCGAAUCGGCCAGACAAGACCUGUUAGCGUCUACCGUCUUGUCUCAAAGGACACAAUUGAAGAGGAAGUCAUUGAAAGGGCUCGCAACAAGCUCCUACUUGAGUUCAUCACUAUCCAGCGCGGUGUUACAGACAAGGAAGCCUCAGAGCUUCAAAACAAGAUGGCACGCGUGGUUGCCGAGCCUAAUUCCACAGAUGACAUCUCUCGAAUUUUAAAGCGCCGCGGUCAAAAGAUGUUUGAACAAACCGACAACCAGAAGAAACUAGAGCAGCUUGAUAUCGAUUCCGUCCUUGCAAAUGCCGAAUUGCACCAAACUGAGGAGGCAGAGCAAAUUCAAGCCGACGGCGGUGAAGAGUUCUUGAAAGCAUUCGACUUCGUUGACAUCAAGGUUGAUGAUCUCUCUUGGGAUGACAUCAUUCCUAAAGAGCAGCUUGAAGAACUCAAGGCCGAGGAAAAGCGCAAGGAUGAUGCCCAUUAUCUCGCCGAAGUCAUCGAACAAAAUCGUCCCCGCAAGCGCCAGGCGCCUGUGGACACGAGAGACUCUAGAGAGGAACGCAAGGCUAAGCGACUUGCCAGAGCUCAAGUUAAUAUCGACGAUGGGGUGGACGAAAGCACCUCAUUGGAUCCAAAGCGCCCCCUUGGAGAAAAAGAAUACCGUGCGCUCUCUAGGGCUUUCCUUCGCUACGGCGAUCUGGAUGACUCUGAAGAUCUGAUUCUUGAGGACGCAAGACUGCAAAAUCGUGAUCGGAACACUGUCCGUGCUGCUCUUCAUGAAAUAACCGACAAGGCAAACUCGCUUGUUCAAGAAAGCUUGAAUCAAUUGGAAGCAAUGAAACAAUCGGGAAGGAACCCCACCAAGAAGGAGCAAAAAGCUGUCUUAUUCGACCAUCAUGGUGUCAAGCGACUUAACGCAUGGACUAUUGUUGAGCGUCCGCCGGACAUGCGCCUCAUUCGUGGCAUCACCAAAUCGUUGUCUGAUUUCAAGACAUUCCGCCUCCCUGAGGCGACCAAAUUGGCAGACUACAGCUGCCAGUGGGGUGCGCGUGAAGAUGGAAUGCUUCUUGUGGGUAUCGCACGCCAUGGGUUUGGUGCGUGGACCCAGAUCCGCGAUGACGCUGAGCUUGGCCUGGGUGACAAAUUUUUCCUCGAGGAACAUCGAGUAGAACGCAAGACACAACGUUUGCAGGCCGAGGAGAAGGCAACAAAGUCACCGGGCGCUGUUCACCUUGUUCGACGAGCCGAAUACCUCAUGUCCGUUUUGAGGAACAAGUACAAUAACAAUGCCACAGCCAGAAGAGCAGUGGAUAAUCAUCACCGCAAUAACAAGCGAGGCUCACGGGUUUCCGGCAGUGGCAGUGUGUCCGCCUCUCCGGCGCCCUCGAGCUCUCGCAGGCCCGAAAAUCCUCGCAAGGGUCACCGUGAAUCUGAUCGAUCACGCCCGCGCUCUCACACACAUGGCAGCCGGGAGGUUGAUCGUCACCAUACUCCCAACCACGACUCUCGUUCACGGUCUGGUCUGGAUAUCGAUCGUCCACGUCAUCGUCUAUCUGACGCCUCCAAUGACGAACUUCGUCGACGGAAAGGCCAUGAGAACGGCGGUUCUAAUAAAGAAGACAUGGCAUUCAUGUUCUUCAAGCCUAUUGUUCACAAUCUGAAGCAAGUAUCCAUGAUUACUGCCAAAAAUUACCCUAGCAAAAACGAACGCGCCCAGAAACUCCGUCUCACACUUGUUAAGAUUGGAGAAUUCAUUCGCAAUACUUUGGAGGGAUCGCAAUCGAUGCCCUCCUUGGAGGUUCGACUCUGGGACUAUGUUUCACUCAACUACUGGCCAAACAAAGACGCCAGUGGUGCCAAGCUCCAGCAGAUGUUCAACAAGGUCAUGGAAGCCAGCAAGGCCUCCAAGGUCUCAAAUGGCAGCUCGGCUUGA
Penicillium paradoxum is the source of this 4535-nucleotide messenger RNA. Its product is annotated as chromatin-remodeling ATPase CHD1. The transcript is spliced from 2 exons. Gene Ontology annotation, molecular function: chromatin binding; histone binding; ATP hydrolysis activity. Gene Ontology annotation, cellular component: chromatin; nucleus. The coding region runs from base 9 to 4535 and encodes 1508 amino acids. Gene Ontology annotation, biological process: regulation of transcription by RNA polymerase II; nucleosome organization. NCBI's taxonomy places the organism in Eukaryota, Fungi, Ascomycota, Eurotiomycetes, Eurotiales, Aspergillaceae. The record is from RefSeq and is a predicted model, not a curated record.